CCCAUCAUAAUAUCACUCCUGCUUUCUGGGUUUUAUCUAGUUUGUUUUUCAAGCUACAAUAAUUUCUUCUCUCAUCACUUCACUGUCAGUUUCUUUACUAAUUUUUCUCUGCCAAUGUUUCAUUUACCAUGGAUGGUGGUUUCAGUAUAUUUCACUUUUAAGCCAUAGCUGUUGUUAAACAACUUGAUUCACUGCAUAAACAUAGAAACUAAAAUCAUGGACCACAAAACAUGGCUCUGGAGGAAAAAAACUUCCGAGAAGACCAUUGUCGCUACCGACAAGGUCGACAUUUCCUUGAAACGAAUCAACGAAGAGGAACAAAUGCCUACGAUGGAGAGGGGACGAGACAGAGUAGUGAAAAAUCUAAAUGAGAAGCUUGCUUCGGUCCUCCUUGAUAAUCAUGCUAAGGAUGAUUUGGCAACCAAAAAUGUGAAAACGGCACCAGUAGCCAAUGCAGGUCGGGAAAUGGCUGAAGCAGAUCAUGCAAUCACUCUGAAGAAAGAGCUUGAUGAAGCUUUGAGGCAGGGAAAAUUGGCGAAUGAAAAGUUGUCUCACUCUGAGGCUGCAUUGAAGGAAUGUAUGCAGCAGCUAAAUUUUGUUCGAGACGAGCAGGAGCGAAGGAUCCAUGAUGCUGUCGAGAAGACAUCUAGUGAGUUUGAGAAAGCACAGGAAGCAUUACAAGACAAGUUGACAGAAACAAACAGGAGGCUCGAAGAGUUGACUAUUGAGAAAUCUAGGCUGAGUAAGGCCCUGCUAGUCAAUGUAAAAUUGAUCGAAGAUCAGCAGAAGCUCAAGUCUCAAUCCGAAACAGAAUUUAGUUCACUGAUGGACAGGCUAGAUCUCACCGAGAAAGAGAAUGCGUUUCUGAAAUAUGAGUUUCAUGUCCUCGAGAAAGAGCUUGAGAUCAGAAAUGAAGAGAUGGAAUACACCCGUCGAUCAUCCGAUUUGGCACAUAAGCAACAUUUGCACGAUGUAAAGAAAAUUGCCAAGUUGGAAGCUGAAUGCCAGAAGAUACGCUUACUUUUGCAAAAGAGGCUGCCGGGUCCAGCUGCCAUGGUGAAAAUGAAGAAUGAAGUCGAAAUGCUAGGAAAGGACAAGUCAGAAAGGAGAAGACGGAAGCCGAAUUCCACUAGGGAUUUAAUCGUCAAAGGCUCGACCGCUGAAAAUCAUCCUGAAAAUCCAACCAUGAGUAUCAAUCUCCUGUUGGAGCAGUUACACAAUAUUGAAGAAGAAAACAAGACUCUCAGAGAAAUAAUGGUAAAGAAGAAUGCUCAAAUCCAGUCAUUGAGUUCAAUGUGUUCUCAAACGUCAUCCAGACCGACAACAGAAUUCGAGAUUCAGCCUAAAGAGCUGUUUAAAGGACAGAAAUCGAUGGAGCUAAUAAGGAGUAGUCCCCUAUCAAGUGAACUGUCUAUAACAUCCGGUUUCGACAUUGGCAGUACUGAUGGAAAUAGCUCUUCUUGUUCAUGGGCGAAUGCUUUGUUUUCAGAAUCUGCACAGUCAGAUAAAAGACUUUGGAAUCCAAUUGAUCGCAGGGCCAUUACAGUUCCUGAAAUGAGAUUAAUGGACGAUUUUGUUGAGAUGGAAAAAUUAGCCUUAUCAGAUGGUAAGGAGUUGGUUCCAUUUGAGCAGGGUCACUGUGGCUUCAGCAAUACAAAGCAGAUGCAGCCAAAAGAUGUAGCCGGCGAAAGAUCCUUUGAUUGGCUUCAGGUUGUUUUGAAGGCUAUCUCCGAGCACCAACGUAUUUCCAGUCGAAGUUUAGUUGAAAUACUCGAGGACAUCAAAAUUGCUUUGGGAUGUAGCAAUCUUCUAAAUACCCCUGAUGUUAACAAAAAUGCAUGUUCAAUGCAUCCCAUAGAAGCUAAUGCUCUACAUAUCAGCGCCUACAUAGGCUGGAAAUCUCCAAAUGUAUCUCCAACUACAGGUUCACUCGGUGGAGCUUCAAGUGUUGAUACCUCAGCUGAAAAAACGAAAAACCAACAGUUUCAGCCUAAUCUGAGCAAGUCAAUCGGUAAAAUCAUCGAACUGGUUGAAGGAAUUGGACCAACAUCUUCCGAUUCUUCCGAAAAUUGUCUAGAGAAAAAUCAGACUUCAAAACAAUCACCAACUCAUGCAGACUACUUUGUCCGUGUUUUUCAAUGGAAAAGUUCAGAACUAAGCACCGUUCUACAACAUUUUCUUCGUACAUGUAAUGAUCUGUUGAAUAAAAGGGCCGGUCUUGAAACUUUUGCUGAAGAACUGUCGUUUGCUUUGGACUGGAUUGUGAACUACUGUGUUACUCCUAAGCAAGCUACGAGUGCAAGGGAUAAGAUCAAAAGGCAUUUUGGUUGGAAUGAUUCACAAAGUGAAAAAGAAGUUGCUUCUGCAAACCACACUUUAGUGGUGGAAUCGGAUGUGACCCAUAUUUCUAAAGAACAAUCAUCGGACUCCUUUGCUUCUUCACCUGAUCGAAGUCGAAGUGUUAUCCCCGAAAAGGAGGGUAUUUCUUGUAGCCUGGAGGAAGAAAACAGGAGAUCAGAAGAUGAUUUGAAGGAUAUGAAAACCAGACUCGAAUCAGCAACUAACAAGAGUAAGACCCUGAUGGUACAACUUGAAGAAUCAAAUGAAAGGAUUGGAGGCUUACAAGCAGAACUUAAUAUGUUAAAAGAAUCAAAGGAAAUGUUAGAGGAUCAGCUUGAGAACCAGAAGUCAAUUAAUGACUAUCUCGAUACCCAGCUGAUCGUUGCCAAAGCUAAACUAAAUGAAAUCUUCCAAAAGUGCUCAUCUUUGGAAGUUGAGUUGGAGUUCAAAAAUAACUCUUGUGAAGAGCUAGAAGCUAUAUGUCUUGAGCUUCAACUCCAGUUAGAGAGUGUGGCAAAGAAAGAAACACCGACGUAUGCCAUGAAUCGAGAGGGGAGGCAAUCUCAAAAGGGUCGGGAAAUUACAGCGGCUUCAGUUAAGUUGGCAGAGUGCCAAGAAACAAUUCUGAACCUAGGUAAGCAAUUAAAGGUGUUGGCCUCAUCGCAAGAUGCAGUACUCUUCGACAAGGUUUUCUCCAAUAGUAGUGCUGCUGCUAUAAACAGAAGGGUGAACAAACGUCUCUCCUUGCACGACCAACUGCUAGCUGAUGAUGGUGGCAAAGCCACAGACAUCAACUCUCCAAAAAUUCAAGAAGCAGAAGAUUCAACCCUUCCCGACUCCAGUAAUUGCAAGAAAUUGCAAGCUUCAGGUUUUCUGUUGCAUAAAUCAGAAGUACAUCGUGGUUCCAGGAGGGAAUGUACUAAUGCCGGUGUUAUGGCUUUGGCUAUUGUGCCAAGCAAGAAGCAAGGAGUCGGUUUGCUAAGGAGGCUGCUGUUUAGGAGGAGGAAAAGUUACAGUAAGAAACCUCAUUACCAGAAUUGAACAGUGAGCCAUAAAAUAAAGAGGCAAUGCGGCCACUGAAGGCAAAACAGUAGUUUUCAUAGUAGUGUGGCGAUUGGUUUUUCGUUUGGUUUUUCACGGUGGCGAGAGCUCAUAAUCCAUUUGCAAGAACUCAGUUUGGUGUAUAGUGUCCUGACUUGGCUAUGUAUAAUUCUGUGUUGUGAGAAACCAUAUAACUACAGAUUGAGUUGGUAGCUUUAACCAGAAACAUCAUUUGUGA
Messenger RNA from Hibiscus syriacus, 3619 nucleotides. Its product is annotated as filament-like plant protein 7. The transcript is spliced from 6 exons. The record is from RefSeq and is a predicted model, not a curated record. Lineage: Eukaryota; Viridiplantae; Streptophyta; Magnoliopsida; Malvales; Malvaceae. The coding region runs from base 217 to 3381 and encodes 1054 amino acids.